Leptomonas pyrrhocoris is the source of this 4633-nucleotide messenger RNA. RefSeq names its product putative ubiquitin hydrolase putativecysteine peptidase Clan CA family C19. NCBI's taxonomy places the organism in Eukaryota, Euglenozoa, Kinetoplastea, Trypanosomatida, Trypanosomatidae. The record is from RefSeq and is a predicted model, not a curated record. Bases 1694 to 4633 code for a protein of 979 amino acids. The transcript has a single exon. Gene Ontology annotation, biological process: protein deubiquitination. Gene Ontology annotation, molecular function: cysteine-type endopeptidase activity; cysteine-type deubiquitinase activity. Gene Ontology annotation, cellular component: cytosol; nucleus.
AGUGUGUAUCGCUUCUUCGUUCCUAUUGUAGUCCGUGACGUGGACCGCUCAUACAGCAAGUUUCCGUCGUCACACAGACACACACACACACAAACACACACGUAAGCACAAACACAUUUAUACUUCCGCCACGCUUUUGUUUUUCUCUACUUCCUCCUUGGUGGAGUGUAUUGAUAGGUUUCUGCUACACAUAGCAUUCACGUUUCUAUCCAUCAUCUAUUCAACACUUUAAAUUUCCAUACAAAACGCGCUUCGCCACUUUUUCCCUUUUCCUGGGUUUGUUUUUUCCGUCUUCUUCACUCUGUUUUGUUGCGUUAUUUCUCCUUUUGGUUGCGGUGGCGCGCUCAUUUCUGGUGACCAGGUUUUUAUUGUUAGUAGCUUUCUUUCUGUGUUUUCCUCGUUUCUCUUUACUCUUUUUUUUUUUCAUCUACUCGCGUCUCAGCAGCAUCGAAUCGUCGUGUUUCUGUGCUUUACCAUUUUCUGUGUCUUUUCUUUCCGUCUGCUCGUGCUUGAUGAAAUACGCGGCGCCACAAAAGUUUUUAUUUCCCUCUCGCAGAUUGUGUCGUGGUUGUUUCGGCGAAUGUAAAGAAAGAAAAAAAGAUGAAACACAUACUCACAUACACACACUAUACAUUGUUUCAUUAGGUGCCCGCGACUGACCGAUUGUUGUUGUGCAGGCGCUGCGUUGUGCGUUGACAGCGUUCAGUCUCUCUUCCUUUUCCCCUUUCCGUUCCCUCCUCGCAAUUCUCCUUUGCGCACAGCUCAACUUCACUAACUUGUAACUAACUUUCUGUCGCGCAAAGGAGAAGAAAACAACAAAAAACAUUGCAACCGCAGUAAGCCUCUCUUUUCUCAUUUGUCUUUUGGCUGUGGUUUCCUCUUUCCUCGUUGCUUCUCUUCUCUUUUUUUCCUUUUCAUUUUCGCCAUUCUUGCUGUUGUGAAUCGUUAGCCUCGCUGGCCAGCGUAGGCGGGUGUAGGUUCAUCACCUCUUUAUCCGCUGGUUGCAUUGCACAGCGCAUCUCACACAGAAAGACGGCUGUAGAACGCCGACAAGUGAAAUAAGAAAACACCAAACAACCAAAGGAAGACAAACAACUGCAUUUCUGCUGUCUGCUGAUUUUUGUGGUGAAGCAGCAAGGAAAGAACAACAACAACAAACAAAAACCGCGCUGUACUCCUUGCCACAUCUUUUCUUAUUAAGCGACUGUACAGCUUUGCCAAAAAGAAAAGGGGGGGGGGGAGGAUAAGAGGUCUCGAUACACGUUGCAGUGUUGCGGUCGAUGCGAAAGACACAUAAUUAUAAAAGAACAGAAGCUGUCUUUUCCUCCACUCUCUAUCUAUCUAUAAAUACAUAAAUAUAUAUAUACGUUUAUCUUUUCUGUUUCCAAAUCGCCUUUGAGAACCGCAUCGGUUCUGUUUCUUUUUUUUUUUUGGCUUUUUGAUCUCCGCGGACUUUUUGGCAAAGCACUGCGUUGUCGUUUUUACUACUGUUUUUGCUGGGCGAACGUGCGUGUCGGUAGUUCACUGCCUUCACCAUUCUUCUUUUUCUUUUUGUAUAUUAAAAUAGUAUCGUGCAUCUUAAUUAGCAAAACUGUCGAUCGUGCCUAUCGUCUACACCGGUCCGACCACGACCGGGUCGACGAGCAAGCCGGUCUCUCGGCCUUCUUUCUUGCUGGAGCCCAAGAAGAAGAAGAUGUCCUGUUACUGCGUCGAGGAGGUGGACCUGAACAUCUUUCGAGGUGUCUUUACGGAGCAGUGGCUUAAUGGGAAGAAACACGAUAAUUGUCAGGAGGCGUUGUUCUUCUGUACCACCUGUGGUCCCCCCGUCCUGCAAGAUGGCAUUCGAUCCACUGCAAAUGGUACGAAGCACCACUCACACCCCACCUCCGCCGGGCAAACCCCCGAUAAGAAGGCGAACAGCAGCAAGUCACGACUUGGCAGCACCCUGAAAAAGAUAUUUCUCCCUUCGAAGAAUGCCUCCAAGACGGACCUGAGCGCCAUGACGUCCAAGUCAGUCUCGUCCACCCCGCUGCGAGAGCACUCAACACGUUUGAUAUCUGCCGAGGAGGAGGAGCUGCCGACCACGCCGCGCACCGAGAAGGAGUUGUACCUUUGCGUUACCUGCGGGUGCUGUUACUGCCGCGACCACGCCUGCGAUCACCACUAUAGCCGCCGCGAUCGUCCUGGAACGGGCAGCGAGGACCCCGACGCACCGGACAAGGGCUACCCCUAUCAUUCGUUCUUCAUAGGCGUGCCCAGCUAUGUGAGCACGCACCCGUCGCACGCACUGCCGGAGACUUCGUGGGGGCUUUUGUUUCCCACCGUCACGGUGCCCGAGAUUGAGUGCGGCACCGUCGACUUGACUAAGCCGAUGCCGUUUUACACCAAUUUCGAGGAAAUCUGCGAUGCCAGCGCGGCGUGCGGCGGUGGUGGUAACGCGCACUCGACUAGCAGCUUUGGCGCGGGAGGCCACAGCUUUAGUAGAGGGAGGAACAGCGCCACCUCCAGCCCGGGGCACACGCGCGUGUUGAGUACGCUGGGAAGCAGCGGCUUCUUCGACAACAACGGCUCACCCCUCUUCCAACAGAAAACGACCAGCUUUGUCAGCUUGAGAGAUGAUGUGCCGGAGAAGACGCUGCUGAGCCCCCUCGACCCCGGCACCGGUCUCCUCUCCCCACCCAGCUUCUACUCCAGUCCAGCGGAGAAUUGGUCGUACUUAAUGUUCUGCGCCAAAUGCGCGGAUAGGCAGGCGGUGCGACUGCAGGGCAAGUCAUGCGAUAAUGACGUGUCUCGGCAGGCCCACCUGCGGCGUCUCGGCCAGCUCACUGCCCUCCUCUCGUACUUUUUCCUGCGCGGUGUACGGCUGGAGUUGACGCCGGAGUUCGAGGUCUACACGGCGCAGAAGCGCGCACAGCAGGUGGAGCGGCAACGGCAGCUGCAGCGCGGGUACCGAUCUGGCGAGAUGCAGCGAGUGGCGAAGUCGACCGAGGCGGGUGCGACGGACUUGCAUCAACUGAAGUCCUCGUCCACGAUAGCGAGCUCGCCGACGCUGGCGAACACGCACCUCGCCACCGGUAUAGGGCUGCUCUCACGCACAGAGACAGACCACGUCAUCACACGCGCCUCCAUCUGCGGCUUCUCCAACACGAGCUACCUCUGCUACAUGAACUCCGUCGUGCAGUGCCUCCUGCGGUGUCGCCACUUCACACGUCCCCUGCUGCUGCUGGAGUCGGGUGCGUCGCCCGGCAAGCUGACGUCGUCCAUGGUGCACCUGGUGCGACAUGUCUCUCACCAGACCUACCAGGAUGUGCGCAACGGCGCCGUGUAUGCCUACGUGCGUGCGCUGCACUCGCAAGUCAACCACAUUAAUUCGCUCUUUGCCGAGGACGAGCAGCAGGAUGCGCAGGAGUUUCUUAUUACGCUGCUGAACGGCAUUGAAGACGAGUUUAAUAAGGCCAAAGUGCCAGGCCAGAAAGCUGAGGCGCGCCGCGUCAGCUUUGAGAGCACACUUGUGUCGGAGGUGUCGUGCCUGCAGUGCAAACACCGCGUGCCGCGCAGCGAGAUGUUUAUGUCCCUAUCGAUUCCUAUAGAAAAAAGCAUCGAGGAGGGAGUCGCCUCCCUCUUCACCACCGCUACGCUGACCGGCAAAGAUCGCUACGCGUGCGAGGAGUGCUUCAAGAAGCUUUCGGGUAAGGAACAAGAGGCGCACAACGCGCUUGCCGCGGCGCAGGCAGAGGCGGAGAAGAAGGCGAAGGUGGAGGGAAAGAAACUGACAGCGGAGGAGCGAGCGAAGCGGGUCUACGCGAACAGCUUGUACAGAGAGGCCGAAGUGCACACCUCCAUCUCACACCUCGGCGGCAGUCUCGCGGUGCAUCUCCUGCGCUUCCACUACGACAUCGAGGCGCAGGACUUCAUCAAAAACCUUAGCCCGGUAAAAGUGUCUCUCACCCUGGACCUCACCCCGUACGCGAGCAAGCAGGUUCUGGAGGCGUACAAGCACAUCGACAAGGUGGAGCUGCUGCUCCGUCGCUUCCCCACCGCGUCCACCAGGUCGGUGGCGACGUAUCUGGUGGCGGCUAACAACGACGUCAAGGCGGCCACGAAGCGAAUGGUAGACGACGGCCUGGGCGUGCUGGAUGUGCAUUCGCGAGCAAACAGCAGCUUCGGCGGCGGUGGCGGCCGUGGAUGCUUGUCACCUAACGGCAAAGGCGACGCCGCCUUUACCGACGAGGUGAUCGGGUCGAACAUGGACGGCAGCUCCCUGUCCUCCGUCUCCUUAACCCCCAUCAGUGCGGCCGCACUAUCGAAGGACAAGACGGACGGCUCCAUCAGCGCGAGGGCGGCGGCACGCCGGUCAAACUCCGCCGGCACGGCCGCCUCAAUCCUCGCCAUUACGCGGGAGGACUUCGACCCCUUCGGUGAGCGUCGGGCGCCCAUGGCGUCGUUGGUGCGCCACUUGGUGGGCAUCGUGGCCCAUCGUGGCUCCCUGCACGGGGGCCAUUACGUCGCCUAUGUUCGUCACGCGACCCGCCCGCAUGUGUGGUUCCGCUGCGACGACGAGGACAUCGACGUAGUGGAGGAGAGUUAUGUGCUCGACCACGAAUCAGAGGUCUACCUUGCGUUUUACGAGUGA